GCUUGCGAAAUUUAGAAAUGGUCGAGAUACGUGAGGAAUCGACAGAACCUCUGAAUGAUUCUGGUCCGAGCUCAGCAGGGGCUGCUGGUCCGAACUCAGCGGGGACUUCUGGUCCACAGACUUCGAAUGCUGGAACAACCCAAGGAACCAUGACACUUUCGCAGUACGUUUCUGCAAAUAUGAUGGAUUGCUGUCUGCUUGUAACCAGACUGAUGACGUUAUUCUUUACUAUAUGCUAUUUGGUACCAUUUAUGUCUCCUGUGUCCGCGGAUUCUGCUUACUAUAAGGCAUUCGCCGCUGCGGCUGCCACCAAUGCUCUUCGUAUGCAGCAAAGAGUGGGCACUGUCUCAUUCACUCGUGAAUUUCUGUCUCGUCUUCUUCUCGAGGAUAGCUGUCACUAUCUCUUCUAUUCUAUUUUAUUCCUGACGUCGGCACCGGUCACCAUGGCCCUUCUGUCAGUGUCACUCUUUGCAGCUCUUCACGCUGCAGCACAAAUGGUCAAGUUGUUGAAUGCCAUAGGUCAAGGAGGAUCUACGCUUGCUUAUCGUCUUUCCGCUCUUUGUCAGCAGCAUACUGCAAAUUGUCUUGGAGUCAUCGCUUGUGGAGAGAUCUUCCUCAUUCCAGUACUUAUCUCUAUGAUCUUCGUUGGAAAAGCAUCACUCUUCGUGCCAUUCGUGUACUACCGUUUCCUUACACUGCGUUACGCGUCUCGAAGAAAUCCUAAUACGAGGCAAGCUUUUGCUCAGAUGCGCUACUCCCUUGAUCAAGUAGCUGCAUCUCCGAAUUGUCCUCAGAUUGUGCGUUCAUUGAUUAGCAGUUCUGUUAAUUUCAUUUCUCGUCUGGCUCCUCCUGUCAAUGCUAUGUAAACAUAAUAAACAGCUGUUAGUGAUCGUGUCAGAUUUAUUUUAUGUCCUGCUGUCAAUGUAAUGUUAACAUAAUAGUUUCAUCUGUCGAUCUUCUUUU
Molecule: messenger RNA, 963 nt
Organism: Cylicocyclus nassatus
Lineage: Eukaryota; Metazoa; Nematoda; Chromadorea; Rhabditida; Strongylidae
Source: the annotation of a GenBank genome assembly